Molecule: messenger RNA, 1137 nt
Organism: Penicillium olsonii
Lineage: Eukaryota; Fungi; Ascomycota; Eurotiomycetes; Eurotiales; Aspergillaceae
Source: the annotation of a GenBank genome assembly
AUGGCUAGUGGUCUCACAGCUGCGGCCCGCUAUGGCACCCAAAGUGUAACUCAAUUGGCCGGCUCUACUUCUUUGCGUCAAACACUCCAGGCUAAUGGACUUCGACGAUUUGCCCACCAGACAUCUUCCACUCCUCCCACCUCUCCUUUCGCCCCCCGUCACCUUCUCUCCAUUGCAGACCUGACUCCCACGGAAUUCGCCACAUUGGUCCGCAAUGCUACGUCGCACAAGCGCGCCAUCAAAUCCGGGGCCAUUCCCGAAAGCCUCAUCGGCUCCCUUUCCGGAAAGACCGUGGCCAUGAUGUUCAACAAGCGCAGCACCCGCACCCGUGUCUCCACGGAAGCCGCCGCUGUCCAGAUGGGCGGUCACCCCAUGUUCCUCGGUAAGGAGGACAUCCAGCUCGGCGUCAACGAGUCGCUCUACGAUACCUCCGUUGUGAUUUCCUCCAUGGUCUCUUGCAUCGUCGCGCGUGUCGCCAAGCACUCCGACGUUGCGGAUCUGGCCAAGCACUCCACCGUGCCUGUGAUCAAUGCCCUCUGCGACUCCUUCCACCCCCUCCAGAUCAUCGCCGACUUUGUUACCAUCUACGAGGCCUUCCCCCCUCAGGCGCACAAGCUCUCCGGUCUCGGCCUCGAGGGUCUUAAGAUCGCCUGGGUUGGCGAUGCCAACAACGUUCUGUUCGAUCUCGCUAUCGGUGCCACCAAGAUGGGUGUCGACAUGGCCGUCGCCACCCCUAAGGGCUACGAGAUCCCCGCGGACAUGAUUGACAUCAUCCAGCGCGCUGGUGAGGGUGUUCCCAAUGCUGGCAAGCUCACUCAGACCAAUGUCCCCGAGGAAGCCGUCCAGAACGCCGACAUCCUGGUCACCGAUACCUGGGUGUCCAUGGGCCAGGAAGAGGAGUCCAAGAAGCGCAUGAAGGCCUUUGAGGGCUUCCAGAUUACUGCUGAUCUUGCCAAGCGCGGUGGUGCCAAGGAGGGCUGGAAGUUCAUGCACUGCCUGCCCCGUCACCCCGAGGAGGUGAGUGACGAGGUGUUCUACAGCCCGCGCUCCCUGGUGUUCCCCGAGGCCGAGAACCGCCUGUGGGCGGCUAUUGCGGCUCUUGAGGGCUUCGUCGUGAACAAGGGCAAGAUCGAGUAA